AUGCGAGCCCACGCUACUCUGGCCCUUCUCUUGACGGCCCUCGUCGGCCAGGUCGUCGGCCAGGAUGCUGAAAAGGUCAUGGACAACCCUCCUGGAGUGCCCUUCAAGGCCACACUCCCCAAGCAGCGCUUCUUCAAGGAUGCAGAGCUCGAAGGCAACGCCAAGGGCUCCAUCCUCGCUGUGGCAACCGACAGCGGAAAUGGCGUCAAGUUCAAGGUCAAGUUCAGCAACCUCCCCAAGGAGGGUGGCCCCUUCACCUAUCACCUCCACGCUGCACCCGUCCCUGAGGACGGCAACUGUACCGAGACGCUGGCUCACCUCGAUCCUUAUGAGCGCGGCGCCGAGACUCCCUGCGAUGCCAAGGACCCUGCAUCUUGCGAGGUCGGUGACCUGAGCGGCAAGCACGGCAAGAUCGCCAGCGACCCCUUUGAAGCCGAGUACAUCGACUACUACGCCUCAACAAAGGAGGGCAUCGGUGCCUUCUUUGGAAACCGCUCUUUUGUGCUGCACUAUGCCAACAAGACCCGCCUGACGUGCGCCAACUUUGUCUCUCAGAUCGAGGCUCCCGCGACCAACGAGUCUUACUCUGCUCCCCACUACCUGCCAACUCCGACAGAGACUGUCAACCCGGCUACUGAGACACCCAGCUCCAGCCCCCAGACACCCUCAGGUUCAGGCACACAGGCGCCUGAGCCCUCUUCCAGCGAGACCGGCGGGUCGUCUACCACCCCGAACGCAGCCUCAACAUUGGCCCUGCCUGUCCACUUGGCCCUGGCUGGUGUCAUUGCUCUUGCCUUGGCACUAUGA
Fusarium vanettenii 77-13-4 is the source of this 807-nucleotide messenger RNA. RefSeq lists its product as uncharacterized. Gene Ontology annotation, biological process: superoxide metabolic process. The record is from RefSeq and is a predicted model, not a curated record. The transcript has 2 exons. Gene Ontology annotation, molecular function: metal ion binding. The coding region runs from base 1 to 807 and encodes 268 amino acids. Lineage: Eukaryota; Fungi; Ascomycota; Sordariomycetes; Hypocreales; Nectriaceae.